This is a messenger RNA of Symbiodinium natans, 4710 nucleotides long. Lineage: Eukaryota; Dinophyceae; Suessiales; Symbiodiniaceae. The record is from the annotation of a GenBank genome assembly.
AUGUCCUCACUUGAUAGUCGUGCAGCCUUCAAGGCACGAGCCUUGGAGCUCAAUUUUCCAGAGGAGGCUUUAGCUAAGCUGGCGGCCGUGCAUGUGGACACCUUCGGUUCCUUAGCGUUCAUCGGCCCUUUGUCGGCCGGGAACAGCGAUGAAGGCCCUUUGGUUGCUACCCUGAAGCGUGCCUUGGGGCAGGCGCCCAGCGACCAAGUGCUAUGCAUUGCUCGAAGACUUUGGUUUGAGAGCACCACACAAGCCCUUGCUGAGAUGCGUGGGAAAGUCGAGCGGACUGACACCUCCGAGCCAGUUCGCAUGCCUCUCGCUGAGCGCACCCAACGCAUCAGUGAGUUGCAGAAACGCCUGGUGGGCAUCCAUUGGAGCGCUGACGUUGAGCCCUCGCACAAGCUCCAAGACUUGGUUGCACAAAUGGUCGCCGAUCAAUCCCUGCUCUGGCUGCCAUGGGAGCGCCUGACCAGUCGGGCUCUUGAGAUCACUACUGAGAAGGUCGACCAUUCUGUGGGGUUCGAUUCUGCUGGGAACUUGAAGUUGCUCCGCCGUUCCAGUGACCCCAGCUGCAGCACGUUAGGGGAAUACGCCAUCAAGUUGGCGCUGCAACGCCGCAGCCUUGCCUUCGAGUUGGGACGGAUUUGCCGCUAUGAGCAUUUGGAGCGCUGGCAUGAUCAGCUCUUGCAGACGCACAUGCGCUCUCAGCCACCAGGGAUGCAACGUGUCUCCCUCCAACAGCUCCGUGAGGCCGACAAAAUGCUGUGGACCCGCAUCGCUGAGGACACCAGAGGAGCUUUGUCCAUUCGACCCGAUGGCUCCUACCCUUUUGAGGCUUCGCUCGCCAAGUGGAAGGAUCACACGCAGGACCGUGAUCUUGCUCUCAAGCCUCCGACCAAUCCGCAGGCGCCCAAGACUCCUGGCGAAGGGGACAAGAAAAAGACCUGGACCGUGCCCUCCGGCUGCCACUCUCAGGACGCCGAGGGAAAGCCCUUGUGUUUCUCCUUCAACUUACGGGGUUGCACCUUCGCCAAGGCGGGAAAGAGUUCGCUCCUCAGCCGAUCUUGCAUAUCUCCAGAUGACCUUUUGCGUUUGAGCCUUGCUUUGCCGUCGGAAGUCCCCGCCCGGGGAGUUGACAUUUCCGGUAGCCGUUCUGUUAGUUUGGGUGCUUUCGCUUGCUCCAAGCUCCCGGGCUUGCUUGUUCGCGACACGAGCAAACAGCACCCCUUGUCCACUCGAGUUUUCUCCCGCUUCGUCAGAGGACUUUGCCCUGACUUCACGUGCACCACGAUUGCAGUCUUCACAAACCUCAAAACCGACCUUCACCAGGACACUGCGAAUGACCCUGCAAGCCAAAACCUUUUGUACCCCUUGACGGCCUUCUCUGAAGGAGGCGUCUGGUGUGAGGGCCCCGCCGGCAGCACCCCCUUUGUUCAUCAGGGUCAAACCUUGUGGGGCCGAGUGCUUGAAGUGUCGCAAGGGCUAUGUUUUUUGCCGGCUCCCAACAGGCGACACGCCACCCUUCCGUGGAAAGGUGACCGCGCUGUGCUUGUGUGCUACACUGCCAAAGAGACCGCCGACAUUCCCCCCGAAACCCGGUCCUUCUUGGAAGCCCUUGAUUUCCCCCUUCCGCCUGCCACUCAGAGUGUCCCUAAGACCUUACCCCUUGCCUCGCCUACCUCCCAGACCAACCCUGAUCCUUCAGGACCCCUCUUUGUUGAGCUUUUUGCAGGUUGCGCCCGCCUCUCCAGGUUUUGUCAGGCCGCAGGCUUUCGAGUCUUGCCCGUUGAUGCCCCCUGGAACCCACACAAGCCCGAGCAUCCCGUGCUUGUCUUGGACCUCACCGAACCGGCCUGUCAGCAGCAGCUCCUGGCCCGGCUUCUUGAGGAAGCUCCUUUCGCGGUCCACGUUGCUCUCCCGUGCGGCACGGGCAGUCGCGCUCGUGAGCGACCUAUCAGCAAGAAAGCUCGACUUCAAGGGGCUCCUGAGCCUCGCCCCCUCAGAGACGCCGAGCACGUUCUCGGACUGCCUGGGCUUUCAGAGAAGGAUCAGAUCCGCGUCGCCAAGUCCAAUGAACUCUGUCGCUUCGUGGUCUUCUUGUUGCAGCAACUGCCCAGCUCCUGCCAUCUGAGCAUAGAGAAUCCGGAGAACUCCUGGAUUUGGGCGGUCCUCGCCUACUUCGUUCGCAACUCCAAGUGCCCCCUCCUGCUCAAGCGCUGGUCGUCCAUGCAAGACGUGUGUUUCAGCAACUGCAUGAAGGGCGGCAGGCGACCCAAGCGCACCCGCUUUCGUUGUAGUCAUGCUUUACUUCAAAGCCUGGAAGCAGACUGCGACGGCAUGCAUGAACAUCUGCCCUACCUUGUCUACCGUUGCAACGGGUCCUGGAGUUUCUCCACUGCCCAGGAAGCCGAGUAUCCCGCGGGACUGUGCUACGAGAUGGCGUCCCUCCUUUCCGCUGCAGCGGGCCUGCCAGGCCGACUUGACCCCCCAGCAGGCCCUCGACCCUUGUGGCCACAGCAGAAGGGCACCUGCAAACUCCUCCCGGAGUUCCUCGAGUUUAGCGCAACCCCUCCUUUGGAUAGGCCCUUUAAAGAGUUCACCUCCGAUUUAGAGGGUUCUAGCGGGAGGUUUGGGGUGUAUAGAACGCCUCAGGAAUUCGUUCAAUGUGCACUGGAGCUUGACCACCCCUUCGACGUCCAGCACUGUGUUCCUGAUGCAGUGAAGAGGAACAUCUUUCGGAGACUGACGGAGGGACCUACGGCUUUCGCUUCGGAAAGGGUUCAGAUGUUUCAGAAACUGAACCAGCUGGAAAAAGAACUUCGUUAUGAAGAGGCGCGGUUGCAUUCCGUGCUGCCCGAGCAUGUUCGCGAGGUGGUCAAGGACAAGAAUUUGUUGCUUUGGGCGCAUCUUUUGGAGGAAACGUUGUUUGCCGACAAGGGCGUUUUCGAGCUGAUGAAGGGGGUGGAUCUUGUGGGCAAACCCGACAAGUCGCCGCUGUUCGACGUCAAAGAGGUCCCGGCAACUUCUGACGGAAACCUUCUUUUGGAAUCUGCCAGCUGGAGAAGGGAGCGACUCAAAGGGCGUGACCCGCACAAGGACGAUGCCGCAGCUAGGCAGAAGCUGUGGGACUGUACGAUCAAAGACAGAGACAACGGUUUCUUGAAAGGCCCCUUUGCCUCUGAGAACGAGGUCAGGGAGCACCUGGGAGUCGACGAGUUCGUGUGCUCGCGGCGUUUCCUCAUAGAGCAAGGGACCCCGGAAAGGCCGAAGGCCAGACCCAUCGACAACUACAAGGAGGGGGGCGUCAACGAGGCCUACCACUGCUUGGAGAAGCUUGCCCUCUUUGAUGUCAACUGGAUGACAGCCAUCAGCACGUACAUAGCUAGAGUUUCUGAUCCUUCAUCGCCUUUGGAAGUGGAGCUCAGCUGUGGUGAGGUGCUCAGGGGCGAAAUUCAUCCACAAUGGAAGUCUCGGCCACCUAGAUGGCUGGGACGCACGCUGGACCUUGAAAAAGCUUACCGACAAGUUCCACUGUCGUGUGAUUCACUGAAGUUUGGCGUUGUCAUGGUCACGGAACCUUCGACAGGACAACACCGCUACUUCGUGGCGCAGAGCCUCCCCUUCGGGGCUACUUCGUCGGUAUUCGCUUUUAACAGGCUGUCGAGAUCGAUUUUGCACCUGAGCUGGCAUCUUCUCGGUCUGGUUUCUGGAUGCUUCUACGACGACUUUCCUCUUCUGGAGGUAGACACUUCGGCAAAACUUUCUUCAGAGUCAUUUGAGCAUAUGCUUCGGAAGCUUGGGUGGAAGUACUCAACUGAGCCUGAGAAGUCGCUGCCCUUCGAAGAGACCUUCGACCUUCUGGGGAUUAGGCUGAAUGCUGGCGGCAUCGCUGAUGGCGUGGUCUCCUUGCACAACAAGCCUAGCAGGUUGGACAGGAUGAAAGACGCACUUCUCAGGAUGAGCUUGAGUGGCAAAUGGGACAUUCACUCCAUCCAAUCGCUGCAAGGGCAAGUCAACUUCGCUGUCGGAUUCGCUUCGGGAAGAGGUCUGAAGUUGCUACAAAGGGCUUUGGGAAGUUUUCUUCGCGAUCCUGGGAUGCGGACCGUUUCUGACUUGCGCUCGCUCUGCAGUUUUGGGGUGGAUCUCAUAGACGCCUGUACGCCUAGAAUCUUUGCCUGCACCGUGAGUCCCGUGGUGAUCUUUACUGACGCUGCCUAUGAACAUGGGAUCGCAUCUUAUGGCGUGGUGGUAAUUGAUCGCUUCACCGACACAAGGUUGGUCGCUGGAGGGAGGAUUCCGGAUUCGCUGGUUAGGUUCUGGCGGCUGGAUAGCCCUGAACAGGUGAUCGGGCAGGCCGAGGCGUUCGCUGUGGUUGCAGCCCGACAAUCCUUCUCUCGCCUGCUCACGGGAAGGAGGGCCAUCUAUUUCGUGGACAACGAAGGAGCGAGAGAAGUUCUGAUUAAAGGGGGAAGCAGAUCCCGAACGAUGCUGCUACUGGCUUCGAUCUUCUUCGAGCUCGAGAAUGAAGAUCAGGGAGUCACUUGGCUGGAGCGUGUGCCUUCUCAGAGUAACAUUGCAGAUCCUCCGAGUCGUGGUUUGGUUACGGAGACAGCAGCCCUGAUCAAAGGUCGUGAGACUGCGCUUAGUAUCGAGAGUCUGUGCGCGAAGUGCAUGGCUACUGUACAGAUACCCUGGGAACUCCUCAAAUAG